Molecule: messenger RNA, 1488 nt
Organism: Nannizzia gypsea CBS 118893
Lineage: Eukaryota; Fungi; Ascomycota; Eurotiomycetes; Onygenales; Arthrodermataceae
Exons: 5
Coding region: 1-1488 (495 amino acids)
Molecular function (GO): monooxygenase activity; iron ion binding; oxidoreductase activity, acting on paired donors, with incorporation or reduction of molecular oxygen
Source: RefSeq, a predicted model, not a curated record
AUGGAUGCUGGUUUAGUGUACAAGACUUUGACGUCGCCCGCCGCUGUGGCCGGCGGCAUCUGCCUCGCGGCGGCCAUUUACUUGUGCUACCCGUACGUCCUCCCUCGAAAGCAGGCGCUGAAGUUUCCUGUUGUGUUGGUUGAGGACGGAGGCAUGGACAACCGCACUGCUGUGGAAUACGGCUAUUCAAAGUACCCCGAUCAGCCGUUUGUACUGCAGUCAAAAACGAGAACAUUGGUUCUGCUGCCUCCCAAGUACUUUGAUGAGAUUCGUUCCAUCCCUGAGUCGAAAUGGAGCGGAAGGCUGUCAGCGAGAAACCUCUUCCAGAGCCGCUACACUCGCAUUGGCGAUAACAGCCACCAGGUCGUUCACACGGUCAAGACCGACCUGACCCGUCACAUCGGCAAGACGCUUGAUGCGCUUCAGGACGAGAUGGAAUAUGCCGCUGAGCAGGCCAUUGGUGCAUGCGAAGACUGGACGCCCAUCGUCCCCUAUCCGGCACUCCUACGCAUCGUCUCGUUGAUAUCGGGCCGUGUUCUAGUUGGUCUCCCCUUCAGCCGGACAGAGCAGUGGAUUCAGAUCUCUAUCAACUUCACUAUGCUCUGCUUCGGUGCGGCGCAAAAGUAUGCAACCUAUUCGUCGUGGCUGCGCCCAUUUGUCGUCCCGUUCUUGGAUGUGACUAGCAACAUUCACAAACAGCGCAAAGCUGCCACAGCGCUGCUAGCACCCGUCAUCACUGAGUAUAAGAACUCCAUGAAGUCAGAUGAAGAACCGACGAACAUGAUCCAAUGGGCGCUCGCAAGUGCCAAAGACGACUCCAUGACGGCUGAAGAGCAGGCAGACAUCCAGCUCACGCUUAGCAUGGCUGCUAUUCACACAACAUCAACGACAGUCCUUUACUGCCUUUACGAUCUCUGUACUCACCCCGAAUGUAUUGAGCCUCUGCGCGAAGAGAUCAAGACUGUUCUUGCCGAAACAAAUGGCCGCCUUGUUAAGCGCAACAUGGCCAAGCUACGCAAGCUUGACAGUUUUAUCAAGGAGUCGCAGCGCCUGAGCCCCCCUGGUCUAGUCGCAAUGCAGCGUAUCGUGGUAUCUGACAUUACGCUCUCCGACGGUAGCUUUCUUCCCAAAGGCACCGCCGUUGGUGUGCCAAACUGGGGCGUCACGCGCGACGAUCAGCUUUGGACGAACCCUGAGACAUUUGACGGCUUCCGUUUUGCCAAGUUACGUGAUGAGGCCGGUGCAGAGCACAAACACCAGUUUGCAACAUCCGGACCGGAUUCGCUGAGCUUUGGCUACGGGCCCCAGGCGUGCCCUGGACGCUUCUUCGCCAGCAACGAGAUCAAGGUGCUACUGGCUCAUCUAUUGCUCAACUACGACUUCAAGAUGGAGGCGGACCGCCCGCAGAACAUCAUCCAUGAACUUACUGUCAUGCCUAAUAGAGGCGUAAACAUUCUCUUCAAGAAGCGCGUACAGGCGGAGCAGUAA